UUGAGCUCCAGUCAGUUAGUUAGGAACACACAUCUCCAUAGGACUUUACGCAUCUAGGCUUUUUAAUUACUAUAUCAUGGAGGAGCAACGGUAUCCUGUUAAUGUCCGACUGAUUGGAGUGAUGCACAAGGAGAAAAGCAAAAUGUACAUGACCUCGGUGCUUUGGUCAGAUCAGAAUGACAUCAUUGUUUACAGAACCUUCAAGGACUUCAAGACACUUAAUGAACAAAUGAAGAAGAAAUUCCCACCUGCGAAUCCACUUAAAAAAUCGGACAGGAUUAUUCCUAGAUUUCGAGACUGGAAGAUGAAGAUAAACGUAAAUAAUAAAGGUCUCAGCAAGUCGGUGGUCCAGCUCAAGUUUUUGGAGAAAUAUUGCAGUGAGCUCCUCAGCUGCGACCCGCGCGUCUCACGGUGUCCUGAACUCAUCCGGUUCUUCCACCCCAAGGACCAAGAACUACAGCCAGAGUUUGCCAAAAAUAGUAUCGUGAUCAUGCCUUCAGAGGACUCCGCUGGACAUGACAAGAGUGUCAACGUUGGCAACGUGACGCAGCCGUUCGUAACGGAGGCAUACCGGUGCAUGGCACCCUACGAGACCAAAGACACCAAAAACCGGCCUUUCAAAGUGGCCGUGGACGAAAACGUGGACGUGCUCAUCAAAGACAAAGCAGGCUGGUGGCUAGUGGAGAAUGAGGACAAGCGUAUGGCCUGGUUCCCUGCUCCAUACCUGGAGAAGGUGGAGGGGGAGGAGGAGGAUGAUGAUAGGGACAGGUCCUAUGGAGAAAGUGUGCUGUACAGUGCUGUCAGAAGCUACAAAGCCACGAAUGGAGACGAGGUGUCUGUGGACAUUGGCUCAGUGGUGGAAGUCCUGCAGAAGUCUGACAACGGCUGGUGGCUGAUCAGAUACAACGGCAAGACCGGCUAUGUACCUGCCAUGUACCUGCAGCCCUACAACAACCCCCGUGUCCGCCUGGCGGCUCUCAACCUGGCCCAGCUGCAGCUCCCCGGCUCCAGCUCUGACCACAAGCUGGCCGGACACUCCCACGAGCUCAGCCGUUCCCAAGGCAACCUCCUGCAGCUGCCCGGCUCCCGACCUUCCACACCAAAUCAGCUCAAGCCUACCGACAAGCUCAAGUCACGUUCUUUUAAUGUUCUAUCUGAGCCUCGGCCUAGCCCUUCACCUAUGAUGUUCACCACCCCCACCCCGGCAUACCCUAGCAAGGGCACUCCAACACCUACUGUCAUGGUGGAGGUGGACCGGGAGGUGGAUAGACGUGAGUACAGCCUGACCGGCAGCAAGGGCAGCAUGGGGAGUGAGGGCAGCAUGGGAAGCGAGGGCAGCGACUUCAGCGACGACCUCAGUUCGUCGUCCUGCAGCUCGUCGCUCAACCUGAGCCGGGCCGACAUGGACGAGCGUCUCCGGCGCGCCCGCACACCACCGCCCAUGGUGGCCGACCACCUCAACCCCGACAGCGGCGUGUCGGAGGGGAGGAUGGUCCAUGGAAGAUCCGACCCAAACCUGUUCAAGAUGGCCCCCACCACCCCCAAGGUGCCCCCCAGGCCCAGGGCGCAGGAGAUCCUGACACGCUGCACCACCGUCACGCGCAAGAACGCCUCCAAAGCCAGGCUGUCGCCAGCGCCUGCUGAGAUACUGAGCCGAUAAAUUGGAGCAGUGUUGACCCAAAAUGGUGGUGAUUCGUUGGUAGCCAGUCCCUCCUUAGCCUUUUAAAACCGAAGUUGAAGACAGAGUUGUGGCCAGGAAAUGUGGUGUGAUCUCUUUAUGGGUUACAGGAAGAAUCCAAAGGCUUUAGCACAGAAAGUCACCGUACUAGAAGCCCAGAAGACGGACUGUGGGACUUUUAUGAAGUUACCUGAACAUGAUUACACUGUGACAUGAUUUACAAGUGUUUAACUGUGCCUUGGGGCUGGUCAUGUAACCAUGAGUUGUGAUAUGGGAGGAAGAAUCAUAUGUUACUGUAAUACUCUGAGUCACAUAUUGAGUCUUCAUUUUUUUGAUGUGGAAGUUUACUUCUUGCACUGUUAGUCAGGCCUACUUCCAUGCACCUGCACAGAUGGAUACUGACACUGAAACUCAUUCACUGAUAGUAACUGCAUUGUAGACAUUAUUUUAAUGCGGUCUGUUCAUUCAAGAUUUAUUUUGUGGAUGAACAAAUAUUGGUUGGGGGUUUACUGUCAUUUAUUUACAAUCCUCUGUUUUAAUUAAUACUUUUUCUUCACUUCAAAAUGUGAGAAGUCUGAAGUCAUAUACUGGUCUAAUGAAAAUAUACACUUUAGUGAAUGAACAUUCAGUAGCAAUUUAGAUAGUCUUAAUUGAAAAAUAACAUUUUCUGUGAUUGUCAUGAAUUGCUGUCUUCUGUUAAAUCAAACCAUUUGAUUUCAUAGUUUCUACUGUAUGGCCUUGAAUCUAGGGAUCUUUAUUUUCCAUACUGGAAAACUACUAUUGUGCCUUAUAUGCAUCUUAUUAGCAAUUAUAGUUGAUUCCACAUCAUGAUUCCCUCAUAUUGCAAUAGAUUCUAAUACAUUAUCAUACUAAAAUAA
This is a messenger RNA of Coregonus clupeaformis (lake whitefish), 2556 nucleotides long. Its product is annotated as NADPH oxidase organizer 1. Gene Ontology annotation, molecular function: protein binding; superoxide-generating NADPH oxidase activator activity; phosphatidylinositol binding. The coding region runs from base 77 to 1660 and encodes 527 amino acids. The record is from RefSeq and is a predicted model, not a curated record. Gene Ontology annotation, biological process: superoxide anion generation. Lineage: Eukaryota; Metazoa; Chordata; Actinopteri; Salmoniformes; Salmonidae. The transcript is spliced from 8 exons.